Molecule: messenger RNA, 1401 nt
Organism: Parathielavia appendiculata
Lineage: Eukaryota; Fungi; Ascomycota; Sordariomycetes; Sordariales; Chaetomiaceae
Product: PAP2-domain-containing protein
Exons: 3
Coding region: 1-1401 (466 amino acids)
Biological process (GO): phospholipid metabolic process
Molecular function (GO): phosphatidate phosphatase activity
Source: RefSeq, a predicted model, not a curated record
AUGCUCGACGACUCCAUCCGUCCCCUUAUUCACUCCCGCUCCUUCUCUCCUGCGCCGACUGAAGCCCACCAUACCAUGGACAAUAUCAAUCUUGCUGGGGGUAACGUGCGCAGGAAGGGCAGGCCUUCAUGGGUUCUCGCCCUCUCCUAUGCCUUUGAUUGGUUCAUCCUCGUCGCCUUUGCUGCCAUCGGCUACGUUUUGGGCGACAUCACUCCGAACAAGCGACCGUUUUCGCUCGACGACCGCAACAUUGCCUUCCCAUACACCGUGAAGGAGACAGUUCCGGUUUGGCUCGCAUCAGUAAUCGCCGUCGGUAUCCCCAUUCUCGUCAUCGCCGUCGUUUGCUUCGUUCUUGUUCCCGGCUCGACGGUGCCCGUCGGGACGCCAAAGUCGCUAAUCUGGAAGCGCAAGCUAUGGGAGCUGCAUACUGGCCUGCUGGGCCUUGCCCUGUCAAUCAUUGCGGCCUGGUUCAUUACCAAUGGCAUGAAGAACCUCUUCGGAAAGCCCCGACCUGACCUUCUGUCUCGAUGCCAGCCUGAUCUCGACAACAUUGGCCAAUAUAUUAUCGGUGGCUUGAAGGGGUUGGCAACCGCGACCACGGCGGGACAGCUAGUUAGCCCAACUAUUUGUAAAAAUCCGAACCAUGGUGUGUUGGAUGACGGCUUCAGGAGUUUUCCAAGCGGGCAUUCGAGCUCUGCAGCUGCAGGUCUGCUCUACCUCUCGCUCUUCAUCGCGAGCAAGUUCGCUAUCACGAUCCCGUUCCUUGCCCCGGCCGGCUUUGCUGACGCUUCCGCCUUCGCCGCCUUCCCUUCGCGCACGCGCUUACCCAGUAUCAAAGUGUCCGGCCCGGAAACAUACGAGAUGUCUUCGCGCGUGCCCAGCGUGCCGGCAUCUACCGUGGACUCAGCUCUCGGCAACAAGGGGAUUUCGCGGCAGAACCAAACCGUCUCGGCCGUCCGACGGCAAGCAGCCGCGCCACCCCUCUACCUCCUAUGCAUAGCCGUCGCGCCUUUCUUCGCCUCCGUCUUCAUCGCCGGGUCGCGGUGGUGGGACUUUCGGCACCACGGCUUCGACAUCUUUUUCGGCUACCUCAUCGGCACCGUCACGUCCGUCUUCGCCUUCCGCUACUACCACCUGCCCAUCUCGAGCGGCGCCGGAUGGGCGUGGGGACCCCGCAGCCACGACAAGGCGUUCUGGGCCGGCGUGGGGAGCUUCAGCUAUGCCACGGACCACUUACGCGGACAGUACCGGUCUGGCGACGAGGAGGAGGCCCUGAGCGCCUCGGACAGCGUCGGCCGUGGUAGUGCGCUGAGCGCCGACACCCAACCCGCCACGGCUUCGGCGAGAAAGGGGCCGGCCUUGGAUGAUCAGGAUACCUCCUACUCUUCGGGCGCUCACUAA